This is a messenger RNA of Bactrocera latifrons, 1883 nucleotides long. It is a transcript of the gene resilin, whose product is annotated as pro-resilin. Gene Ontology annotation, cellular component: extracellular matrix. Bases 161 to 1783 code for a protein of 540 amino acids. The record is from RefSeq and is a predicted model, not a curated record. The transcript has 3 exons. NCBI's taxonomy places the organism in Eukaryota, Metazoa, Arthropoda, Insecta, Diptera, Tephritidae.
UGUAACAGUGCAACAGGGACACAGCAGCACAGACAGGACUUUUGGUCCUGACCUAAGUACAACUGGUGUGCGAAAUUUUUCGACGCUAAUYUAAGUAUUUCACUGAUACUCAGCUCGGUUAAGGCAUAACCAAUUAGAAAACUAAACGUAGUACACCAUAAUGUCGAGAAUUUGGUGUUUCGUGAGUUUAUUGUUGGUGCUGUCAGCGGUGCUGGCGCGGCCCGAGCCGCCAGUGAACUCUUACUUGCCACCUUCAGCCAAUGGUAAUGGUAAUGGCGGUGGACGUCCUUCAUCGCAAUAUGGUGUGCCUGGACUGGGUGGUAACGGUAACGGCAAUGGUAAUGGCGGUGGACGUCCUUCGAGCACGUAUGGCGCACCCGGUUUAGGCGGUAACGGUAAUGGAAACGGCAACGGUAGUGGACGUCCUUCGAGCACAUAUGGCGCGCCCGGCUUAGGCGGUAAUGGUAACGGCGCUGGACGUCCUUCCAGCACUUAUGGCGCACCCGGUUUAGGUGGUAAUGGCAACGGCAACGGUAAUGGUAACGGCGCUGGACGUCCUUCUAGCACUUAUGGCGCACCCGGUUUAGGCGGUAAUUUCAACGGCAACGGUAAUGGUAACGGCGGUGGACGUCCUUCCAGCACAUACGGCGCACCCGGUUUAGGUGGUGGUAAUGGUAACGGAAACGGUAAUGGKGGUGGACGUCCRUCCAGCACAUAUGGCGCUCCAGGUUUGAGUGGAAAUGGUAAUGGCAAUGGCAACGGCAACGGACGUCCCUCAAGCACUUAUGGCGCGCCGGGUCUUAAUGGAAACGGUUUGGGUGGUGGACAAAAACCCUCAGAUAGUUAUGGUCCUCCAGCUUCUGGUAAUGGCAAUGGUUAUUCGAAUGGMGGUAAUGGUAAUGGUAAUGGAGGUGGACGUCCAAGCCAAGAAUACUUGCCACCUGGCCGCAAUGGUAAYGGAAAUGGCAACGGCGGUAGAGGUAAUGGAAACGGUGGCGGCGCAAAUGGCUAUGAUUACUCGCAGGGCGGCAGUGAUAGCGGUGAGAGCGGYGAACCGGCACAAUACGAAUUUAGUUACGAAGUAGAAGAUGCUCCGAGUGGUUUGUCCUUCGGACAUUCAGAGAUGCGCGAUGGCGACUAUACAACGGGACAAUACAAUGUGUUGUUGCCUGAUGGAAGGAAGCAAAUCGUCGACUACGAAGCCGAUCAGGGUGGUUAUCGUCCRCAGAUCCGUUACGAAGGUGAAGCUAACACUGGUGCCGGUGGUCUCGGUGGACUCGGCGGCGGUGCUGGUGGCGCUAACGGUUAUGAUUAUGAACAGAAUGGUAAUGGACUCGGCGGCGGCAAUGGUUAUUCGAAUGGACAAGAUUUAGGCAGCAAUGGCUACUCCAGUGGACGUCCUAAUGGCAAUGGUAAUGGUAAUGGAAAUGGUAACGGCAACAGCUAUAGCGGCCGCAACGGUAAAGGACGCAAUGGCAACGGUGGUGGACAAGGACUCGGACGCAAUGGCUACUCUGGCGGACGUCCGAGUGGACAAGACUUAGGCGAUAAUGGUUACGCAAGUGGACGUCCCAACGGUAAUGGUAAUGGUUACUCGAACGGUAAUGGCAACGGCAAUGGCAAUGGUGGCGGUCAAUACAAUGGCAAUGGCAAUGGUUACUCCGAUGGCAGACCGGGCGGUCAAGACAAUCUCGACGGACAGGGUUACACCAAUGGACGUCCGAAUGGUUUUGGUCCCGGUGGUCAAAAUGGCGAUAAUGAUGGCAACGGUUAYCGAUAUUAAUGAGCUKCGAUUGGACAAUGAUUACGUAAYGACCCACAGCGGACAACGAGCCCACGARUAAACAGCGGGCGUGGAAAAAUGAAACGCUCCUCAUCAUGCA